AUGGACACCAGCUAUCUGGCCCAACAGGUCAACAGCAGCAUUGCGCAGCUGCAUGGCCUGUUUGACGAGAUUGGCGUUCCUAACCAUGAGCGCGAGGCUCGUGAAUCAGAGCUCUUCGCGGCUCUGUCCGAAGCACUCAAUAGCCAAGUGCGCUUAGUGACGACAGAGAAGAAGGACAUGAUUGAUGAGGCAAAGAAGAUUAUCACAACGAUACGCCAAAUGGAGACAUCGCUAGACGAUUCCAAGCCUCGACGGGGGGAGUACCAAGAAGACGAGGAAUUCAAAAUCACUUAUCCUCUGAACCGUUGCGUACAAGGACUUAGAGAAAAGCACAUUCAAAUAAGCCGCUUGCAUAAAGAGCGGUUUGAGCAAGUGAAGACGCUUGUUGAAGCACUCGAGUCAUACUCAUCACAUCUCGAGCCAACUUUUGUUCAAAUUGCCCUUCCUCCUACUGGGCCCAACCAAUCUUUGCCCCCUACUUUCGACAUCUCCAAUACCUACGUCGAGAAGCUCGAUGCAGAGUUCACACGGGUGUAUGACGAAUAUAUGCGCCGCAUCGCGUCCAUCCAGGCUUUGUCCAACCAAAUUAUCCAACUUUGGGCGGAACUUGGCAUUCCCCAAGCUCAGCAAGACAGUGCCAUCGUCAAGUACUACAGAGAGGCGCCUGAGCAGCUCGGCCUCCACCAGGAAGACCUUAACAGGCUACAGACGAGGAGAGAUCGGUUAUCAGAUGAGAAGAAGAACCGCGAAAAGCGACUGAAAGACCUCAGAGCGGCGGUUGAAGCGUUGUGGCUGAAACUUGGCGUUGAUGAAGCAGAAACUAAGACUUUCCUCAAUCAAAACAGAGGUUGCGGCGUCCGACAAAUCAAUGAGUUCGAAGACGAAUUGACCCGAUUGAACGAGUUAAAGAGGCAAAACCUUCACCUAUUUGUUGAAGAUGCUCGCGUCAAGCUGCAGGAAAUGUGGGAUUCUCUUUACUUUUCCGAAGACGAGAUGCUCGAGUUCACGCCUGCCUUUUCUGAUGUAUACAGCGACGCCUUGUUGGAGGCACAUGAGCGCGAGGUUGCUCGACUUGAGUCACUCAGAGAACAACGCGCGCCAAUCCUAGCUGUUGUCGACAAACACAAGACCUUGAUCAAGGACCGAGACGACCUGGCGACAUCAAGCCAAGAUGCUUCUCGUCUCAUGAUGCGAGGGCAAAAGGGCGAGAAAAGGGACCCCGGAAAGCUUCUGAGAGAGGAAAAAAUGCGCAAGCGAAUUACGAAGGAACUUCCCAAGGUGACUGCUGACGUUCGCAAGAUGCUCGAAAAGUGGGAGGACGAGUACGGCCGUCCAUUUUUGGUGUUUGGGGAGAGAUAUCUGGACGAACUUGAACCGGAAGAAGCGAAGAGGGCGGGCCCUGCUUCGCGAUCCAAAACACCAGCAGGACCACCUCCAUCGACCGUGAAGAAAUCAGCAGGUCCAGGCCUUACCAGGGCCAACAGCACAAAGGCCGUCCCCCCUCGCUCCAUGACCAAGACCCCGACUGCGGCGAACCGGACUGUUACGAAGAAGAUGCAAUCGCCGGGCAAGACGAACACAAUGAACGGCAGAGGGAGCCCUACGAGGAUUCCCGCCCGCGUUCCUCUUUCCAAUCUGAAGACGGGUAGCAACUCUCCGGAGCGGUCAAGGCCAGAAUCACGGGGCGAGACUCUUCGAAAUGGAGCACCAAUUCGUGCCCCGCCUCCCAAAAUGCGUGACUUGAAGUCUGUUCCCGAGUUAAAGACGCCAAAGAACCCUUACAAGGGCACAGGCAUAGAAUCCAGCAUUGUACGCCAAGUUGAGCCGGAGGACGUCUACGACGAUCGUCCGCAAACAUCCCGAGGCAUGCGAUCCAACUCCAACCUGUCUAACCACGUACAGCCGACAUAUUACGAGGACACGUAUGAUGAUGGGUAUGACGAUCGUUAUGAUGAGCGCUAUGCGACAAUACGCGCUCCACGCUCUGGAUACCCGCAGGUAGUAGCAAACUCGAGGCAACUGUCCAAUAACUCUCACACUUCGACUGCAAUCUCUGGGUCUGAGAACUGGGAAACGUACGACGAUAAUAGCGAGCCCGAACCCGACGUCUCAGAAGAGUACUAUGCCAAGCUUCGAGCGGCGCGUGGCAAGAGAUAUGAGCCCGAACAAGGACAUUUGCCCUCAAGCAGCCAGGCCAAACGCAUGAGAGGCAUCCCAGGCACACCAUACGCAGCAGCACCAGUGAUGAUUGAUCAAGAGGGCAACCGAAUCAUCUCGGGCAGCGAAUGGACUGACGAAGAUGUCUUUUAA
Pochonia chlamydosporia 170 is the source of this 2310-nucleotide messenger RNA. RefSeq names its product microtubule associated protein. The transcript is spliced from 3 exons. Gene Ontology annotation, biological process: microtubule cytoskeleton organization; mitotic spindle midzone assembly. Gene Ontology annotation, molecular function: microtubule binding. The coding region runs from base 1 to 2310 and encodes 769 amino acids. The record is from RefSeq and is a predicted model, not a curated record. Gene Ontology annotation, cellular component: spindle; mitotic spindle midzone; cytoplasm. Lineage: Eukaryota; Fungi; Ascomycota; Sordariomycetes; Hypocreales; Clavicipitaceae.